UUUUGACCCGUCCCGAGCCCCAAGCGUGCAACGAGAGCUCACAGCUGAUAUCGCGCACGUCGCGUACGUACGUACGUCGCAGUAGUUGAUAGUCCAUACGCCGUAAACGUCACAACGAAAAUGAGUCUGAAGCCGAAGACGUAUAAGCAGAAACGCUCAUUCGAACAACGUGCUGCCGAUGCGGAAGUAAUUCGAGAGCGGCAUCCAAAUAAAAUUCCUAUUAUUGUGGAACGUUUCUCCGGGGAGAAUCAACUGCCGCUUCUGGACAAGACUAAAUUUCUAGUGCCAGAUUUCUUGACUGUGGCAGAACUCGUUAGAAUAAUUAGGCGUCGACUAGAGCUGAAUCCGACGCAAGCAUUUUUCCUAUUAGUAAAUCAAAAGACAAUGGCGAGUGGCAGCACGACCAUGGCUGAGCUCUACCAACAUGAAAAGGAUCCGGACGGCUUUCUUUACAUGGUAUUUGCCAGUCAGGAUGUAUUUGGCCAUUAACCAGAGAGAGAUGAUACCCCUAAACCAAGUAAAAAACGAAAUACCUCCCUGAAACUUCAGAAUACUUUGAUAGGUGUUUACGUGGAAUCUUAUGGGAAUUUUAGAUCUGCUAGCAACUCUGUCUGCCUUUAAUUGAAUGUGCAGAAUCUUUGUGAUCAACUGACGGUACCUGCUGGAAUAAUUAACAGAACAAUCAUAUUUGGAACCUAUGUAUAAAAUCAUCACGGUGCUUUGUACCUUUGACAUACGGACGUUAAUUACAUUUGACAUAAGUUAGUGUAGCGUUUGCUUAGUUCACUACUAAUAAUGACAGUUUCUAUUGUUAAUUUUAGCGGUGAUAGGCUAUAAAAACGGUAAUAGUAUAUAGACAUUAAAGAUGUCAUGUGUAAAUUCCUUUUAAUGGGUAAGGAUUUCACGAGGGAUUAUGUUCUCCCCCGUUUUUAGUCAUUUAGUACUUUCAUAAGAGUCUCGACGGUCAUAGUAAGUUUUAAAUAUGUUCUCUAUAUUCAAUUAUUACUUUAAGAAUAAGUUUCGUAAUAUUCGUAGGCCAGUGUUACUUUUUUUUCACGCCGAAUUACGUACCAUUUAUGUAAUUGCGAUAGCUUCUGCAUGUAAUGUUCAUUACCGUUACUCCAACUAAUCUAAAUACCGAAAUCAAAAGUGGUGUAAUAUGUUCAUCAGCUAAUCUGUCAUUUUAUCUGUCAUAGUUGAUCAUUUAGUUAACUGUGUUUGUGAGCUGACCAGAUUCUUUUUGGCAUUUGUGGUUAAUACAUCGUGCUUUCAUCUAUUACCAAUAUAAUUCUCCCCCGAAACGUGUCAUCUCAAUGAGAGGAUAUCUACUUACCAUAAUAAAAUAUCUUCAUUAGUAUUAUUUUUACCACAAUGCUAAGACAUUGACGAAAGUGUUCAUGUACAUAACAAUAUACAUGUAUGGUGAUAUAUGCGUUAAAUUCUCGCGAAAUUACAUUUACUAAGUUUUACACAAGAUGUAAAAUUGAUCUCUGUCGAGUGUCACGAUAUACAACAAAGAUAAUUAAGUACUAUUAACUAGCAGAUAAAUAAAUUCUUCAGGGCAAUGUUUUUUAAGAUAAUCCGACGUUAAAUAUCCCCCAUCUUCGGAGAACUCGUGCAAUAUGUAACACUAAUCAUAGUGCAAACAUUUAUUAUUAAGAAAGGAGCAGGAAAAAUCAGAACGACUGCGGGAAUUUCUGAAGCUUUUUAAAUAUCCGAUAAAAAUUACAUUUAAUUAGUAAUUAUAUUUAUACACUCUGAUACACAUAGUACCUCCGAGCUUUAAUUCCACCUUAUAGCUGACACCAGUUCAUGCACACGCAUUGCUCUACGCAAUCAUUUAAUGUAAUAGCCACGUUUAUGUAAAUAUUCAUCGACAUUUACCUUAACUUACAUUAUACUGCGUAAUCGGAUGCAAUCCGGAUGCAAGGACAUGUUUCUAACGACAACCAAAUUUGUAGUACACCAUAUGCGUACAACAUGAUGUUGCAGCUUAAUUAUUUCUUUAUUUUGUACGCGAUUAGCAUGUAUCAUAAUUUUUAUGUAUGUAUUGCAUAACGGAUACAUCGUAUAAUCAAGGCAGAAGGAAAAUAGAAAAUGGGAUAUCUAUUUGACUCAAAUUGUAUCUUGAUAACAUAAGUUCAUUUUAGUGUUGCACCUUCUACCUUUAAAAAAAUGAAAUAGAUAUAUAUUUGGGCUUCGGAGAGAGAGAAAGAGACAAGAAAGCGUCGAAUGUGCAGCUAAAAAGUGAACAGACCUACGAUCAAUGACGACAGUAGUGAUACUAGCAGUAGUCAUAUUAUAUUUAGCUGUAAAGCUUUCGUGUAAAAGUAUACAGAAAGCUGUAUGUACCCCACAUUGUACGAACUAUUUGCAAUAAACUAAUUUUUUUCAUAGUUUGAUACCUCGGGAAA
Dinoponera quadriceps is the source of this 2414-nucleotide messenger RNA. RefSeq names its product microtubule-associated proteins 1A/1B light chain 3A-like. Gene Ontology annotation, cellular component: cytosol; autophagosome membrane; autophagosome. The record is from RefSeq and is a predicted model, not a curated record. The transcript is spliced from 4 exons. Bases 121 to 489 code for a protein of 122 amino acids. Gene Ontology annotation, molecular function: ubiquitin protein ligase binding. Gene Ontology annotation, biological process: cellular response to nitrogen starvation; macroautophagy; autophagosome assembly. NCBI's taxonomy places the organism in Eukaryota, Metazoa, Arthropoda, Insecta, Hymenoptera, Formicidae.